AUAUUAUCUGGCAAAUUACAAUGACGUAUGAUCUUCCCCAUUCUUGCAACUAGGGGUGACCUCCAUUAUCAGUCCUCACGUUAGGCAGGCUUCCGACAGUCACCGACUUUUAAUACCUAGAUCUAGAAAUCUUAAUAGCACACAACUAAAAAAAUGGGAGAUGUUGCCAAGGGAAAAGAUAUAUUUGUCAAAAAAUGUGCGCAGUGUCAUACUGUAGAAGCUGGUGGUAAACACAAAACAGGGCCCAAUCUACAUGGUCUUUUUGGACGUCCUACUGGAAAGGCAGAGGGGUUUUCAUACACAAAUGCCAACAAAAGCAAAGGUAUUACCUGGUCUAGAGAUACCCUUUUUGAAUAUCUUGAAAACCCAAAGAAAUAUAUACCUGGCACAAAGAUGGUUUUUGCAGGCCUAAAGAAAGCUGAUGAACGUAAUGACUUGAUUGCUUAUUUAGAACAGGCUACAAAAUAAUGUUCUUUGACACUAGUAUUUUUUUACAUAAAACUCAAGACCGGUUUGGUAUGUUUGAAUGUUGCAUAGAUGGAAUUGUUUGUAACUUAUUGAUAGUAGAUGUAUUGUUUAUAUAGUUCAAGGCUCAAGGAACCCAUAGUAAUUGAUAACAAACCUACUAGUAUGUACCCGCAACAUAAAAAUCAUCACUAUGUACAUCCACUUUUGUAAUUAUGAUGAGGUACCAUUAUUGCUAUAUUGUUAAUUAAAAAUGAAAUAAAAAAAAAUGGUAGCAAGUAAA
Messenger RNA from Physella acuta, 748 nucleotides. Its product is annotated as cytochrome c. Gene Ontology annotation, molecular function: electron transfer activity; heme binding. NCBI's taxonomy places the organism in Eukaryota, Metazoa, Mollusca, Gastropoda, Physidae. The record is from RefSeq and is a predicted model, not a curated record.